Verticillium nonalfalfae is the source of this 1194-nucleotide messenger RNA. RefSeq lists its product as uncharacterized. NCBI's taxonomy places the organism in Eukaryota, Fungi, Ascomycota, Sordariomycetes, Glomerellales, Plectosphaerellaceae. Bases 1 to 1194 code for a protein of 397 amino acids. The transcript has 2 exons. The record is from RefSeq and is a predicted model, not a curated record.
AUGGAUCAAUGCGCCCUCGAUCCUGAUACCGUCAUCGGCACCAACAGCACCGACAACUCCACCCUCGUCUUCUCCGACUUUGCCGUCUCCCUCGCCAACAUCGCGCCCUGCGGCGCCCCUACGUAUCUGAGGCCGGACCCAGGCGGCUGUCUUUUGCCCUGGCCCUACACGCUCGCAUGGAUCCUCGUUCACCUGCCCGUGACGGUCCUGCGCGUGAAUCGGUGGGAGAAGGUCCAGACACUGUCCAUCCUCCUGGCCUUCUUCAGCGUCUACUUCACAGCCCAGGCUUACACGACCCACCUGACGCCCGACCAGGUCAUGGUAUGGAUGCCCCUUGCCAUCGUGCUCGAUGUCGGCGCCAUGAUGCAGCUCGUCUUCCUCGUCAUUCAGGAAAACGGCGUUGUGCUGUUAUGGGCUGCUUUUAAGCAGCUCCUCAUGAGACCUUUCCGGACGCAGCGGAGGCCGUCCAUCGAGCUCAUCCGCCAAGACGCGCGCGGCGAGAACAACAACGGUAAUAAUGCAAAAGUCGCAGUCCACGUUCUUGAACCAGAGCCCGUCCCGCAAGACCGCGACCUCGCUCCGAAAGCCCUCGUCACACUCCUCGCCCUCUUGCUCCUCGUCACGCUCGUCAUCCUCCAGCUCGUGGGGCUCGCCAACGCCGCACGCGGUCGCAAGACCGACGACCUUGCCGCCGUCUGGUGUUCCCCCAUGUUCCAGUCCGGCGAGGCCGUCCUCGCCACGCCCGCGCGGUGCCAGAGCACCCCGCUCCCCGUCGACCGCUCCGCGAGCCAGGGCAUCGGCUGCGUGCGCCUGCCGGCCGACGACCAGCGCCGCUGGCUGACCGCCACCGUCGCCGUGCUCUCCGCGAGCCUCGUCGCACAGGUCGUCGACGCCGCCGUUCUCGUUCUCGUCGGCAACAAUGCGCGGUGGUGGCGCGCCCGCAUGAAGAGGCCUUGGUGCACCAUGGUCCUGGGCAACGGCGUCCUCAUCAGCAUCCUCAUCGCCGGCAUCAUCAGCAGCUCCGACCUGCCGCGCUACGUCGACCGAACCGUGUGGGUAUUCAAGUACGAGCGGAGCGUCAACACGGCGAGCGUCUGUCGGGGGACGCUCAUCUCGGCUGGCGUCAGAGGGUCGAUCAUUGGGUGGACGGAUGGGUUCCUUCACAGUUGGGGCGAGACGUACUCGGGGUUUUAG